Microthlaspi erraticum is the source of this 1545-nucleotide messenger RNA. Lineage: Eukaryota; Viridiplantae; Streptophyta; Magnoliopsida; Brassicales; Brassicaceae. The record is from the annotation of a GenBank genome assembly.
AUGAGGUUGAAGAAGCACCGCCUAAUGAGGAGGAAGAAGAACCGAGUGAGAAAUUCUCCCAGAGCUAUAUCUCCGGCGAAUCAACGGAGGAUUCGUUUUCCCCUUUUCUUCCUCUGGGGUCUCUUUCGUCGUCGUCGUCAUCUUACUCUUUCUUCCAGAGCAAACCGAACUCGGAAAACCAAACCCAAAGGCUCAAGGAAAGUCGAUAGAUUGAGCCAUCUAUCGGACGAUUUGCUAUCUCGGAUUGUUUCAGAGCUCUCUACCAAGGAGUCAAUUCGCUUCACAUCUUUGUCAAAAAGAUGGAGAGACAUCUGGUUAAGUGUUCCUGCUCUUGAUUUGGAUUUUCGUGAUUUUGAGGAUGAGUACUAUCUUUUCGAUUUCAUCGACAAGUUUCUGGAGCUGAGCGGAGAUCGAGAUGUGAAGAGGUUUAAGCUUAUAUAUGAUGCUAAUGAGCAUGACCAUGACGCGUUUGUAUCAAGGAUCGAUGGUGUGGUGAAACGCAGAGUUUGCAGUCUCACGAUUCUGAAUCGGAUAGAUGCUGAGGACGAGCUAGUUAGAUUGCCUGUCUCGCUUUAUUCCUGUGCUACAUUGGUGAACUUGACUCUCUACUGUGUUGUCUUUGAUGCUCCCCGAUCGAAAUUGAUUUCAUUGCCAUGUGUGAAGACUAUUCACCUAGAGGCGGUCAAGUUUGAUGGACCUACGAUUCUGGAGACUCUCAUUUCUAGCUGUUUUGUUUUAGAGGAGCUAACAAUAGUCACACAGCCUGAGGAUGAGCUGGGAGAGGUUGUACGUGUGUGCUCUAAGUCACUGAAAAGUUUCAAUUUAGAGUCUCUGCGUGAAGAACUUGAAGGUGAAGAAUCUGUUGAUCGUGAUGUUGAAAUAGAUGCUCCGAAGCUUGAGUAUAUGAGUAUUAGAACAUACCAGUGUGGAAGUUUCAUAAUAAAGCAUAUUGGGGUCUCUGCAAAGGUUCACCUCGAUCUUAAGCUUGAUGUGGAGUAUGAUGAUCCAUCGGAGAGAACAAUGAUGAGUGAAUUUCUCAGUGCGAUAUCCACAGUCCGUGACAUGAUCAUCUCUGCACCAACUCUAAAGUUCAUUCGUGGAUACUCUGAGUUUGAACCGCUGCCUCAGUUUUCUCACUUGUCUCACUUGGAAGCUUCUUUCCCCAAACCUUCUCGGGAGUUCUUGCCAAGUCUUCUUGAUUGCUGUCCGAAUUUACAGUCCCUUGUGCUGGAAUACGACUCACUUUCAGAAACAGAUGAGAUGAAAUUUUUCAAAGUUCCUCUAUGUUUCCAAUCAUCACUCGAGUUUGUGGAGUUGAAGACACCAGCAACAAUCAUGGAGACAUCAACCAAAAUGAAGCUUCCUAUCUACUUCAUUAGAAACUGUUCGGUCUUGAAGAAGCUAGUGGUUAGUGAAGGUUCCGACAACAUCAUCAGAAAAAUCAAAAAGAUUCCGAAACGUUCUCGAAGGUGUGAAGUUGUGGUGGCAAAGCAAAACUACAAGGCAGUCGCUGAAACAUAUAGUUUAUCAUCGGCUAUGUACUAA